Messenger RNA from Ectocarpus sp. CCAP 1310/34, 798 nucleotides. The record is from the annotation of a GenBank genome assembly. NCBI's taxonomy places the organism in Eukaryota, Phaeophyceae, Ectocarpales, Ectocarpaceae.
AUGGAGUGGGCGAAGAGGCCCUACCGCGAAGGCCUGAUGCGCGGGCGGGGUGAGCUCCCCAAGGCGAGGUCCAUUCUUAUCAUGGACAACUUGCACGCGCAGACGAAGGACGAUUUCAAGGAGUGCCUUGCGAAGCAAUGUAACACUCUCGCCUGGUAUGGCCCUUCGGAGUGCACGGACGAGGUGCAGCCAGUUGAUGCAGGAGCCGGCCGAUUUUUCAAGGUGGAAGUUGGGAGGCAGAUGGACAUAUGGCUCGAGCAGCCAGAGCAGCCAUGGCAAGACUCAACAGCCAACAGGCCUUCCGAUACCGCCUUUCCGAAAAAGUGCGGGAUGGCCAUGACCGUGGACGGCUCAGGCGAUGAUCGAACCACCUUGGAGGGUCUGGACAAGCCGUACACCUUCUUCGCAAAAGAUGAAGACAGUAGCGAGGACGAACAAGGCUCGGAGAACGGCAGCGAUGAGCCUGAGGGGCGGGGGCAGAAGGGCGAUGGAGGAUACACGUCUCUACCCCAGACCUACGAGCUAACUCUUCUGGGUGACGACUACAAGAGGGACCCACAAGACCCGGAGGACGAGAUACAGGGAAUGGAGAUCCCGGCAAGCUUUCGUAUUAAAGAAGCUAAACCCGUUGCGCUUGACAGAUUGUUUUGGCGGCGUGGAGUGCUUGUUAAGCUGGGGAUGGGUGCGCUGGAGCUACACCAGAGUACGUGCAAGAUGAGGUUGCCCUUUGACAAGUGCAGCGGAGAUCCGGAUACGGCUGCAGGCUCCUGGGUUUUGCUUGAUUGGGAGCGUUCGUAG